AUGGGAAGAGCCUUACUCUCUGCUUUCCUUCAUGAUCUUUCCGACCACUUUCUCCUCCUUACUUCUCCAACCAAACCUUUCAUCAUGAAACCUCCUUCCUAUCACCGCAACCUCAUGGCCGCGUUGUUAAUCCAUGAUGCUCUCGUGGAUGACGUCGAACAGAAGCAGUUCUCAUCACAACCAGUGAUGGAGUGGCUUAAUGAGCUACAAUAUGCUCUUUACCAUUUGGAGGAGCUUCUCUUGAUGCGGCAGUGGCAAAUCACCACCACAAACACCAACACCAAAAAGUCCUUGCAAUUCUUCGGAGUCUUCUCAAAAUCAAACAGGCUAGAUGAGGACAUGAAGGCUCAAAUCCGUGGCAUCAUUGAUAGGUUAGAAGCUUUGGCAAAAAUGAAGGAUGUUCUUGGCCUAACUGAGCGUGUUACAUGGAGGGAAUCUCUUCAAGGCUUGUCUUCAUGUUCUUUGCAUGAUUAUGUUGGAAACUUAAUGCAUCUACGGUACUUGGAUCUUUCUUACACUGCAAUUGAGCAUCUACCUGAUUCUGUAAGCACUUUGUAUAACUUGGAGACACUCUUGUUGUUAGGUUGUCGUCGACUCACCAUGUUACCAGCAAACAUGUCCAACCUUGUCAACUUGCGCCAUCUUGAGAUUAGUGGAAGCAGGGUGACUGAGAUGCCAGCAAAAUUUGGUAGACUAAAAUCUCUCCAAGUUUUGACUAGUUUUGUUGUUAGCAGUGACGGGGGAUCAAAAGUUAGUGAGUUGGGGGAGCUUUCUGAACUUCAUGGAACACUUUUGAUUGUGAACCUGCAGAAUGUAGUUGAUGAAAGAGAAGCCUUGAAUGCAAGGUUGAGGAGAAAGAAACAUCUUCAAGAGCUAGAAUUCAAGUGGACGACUACAACUCAUGAUGUACAGAGUGAAACUAAUGUACUCGAAAUGCUAGAGCCACAUCAAAAUGUGAAAAGGCUCAAAAUUCAGAAUUUUGGUGGUAAUAAGUUGCCAAAUUGGUUGGGGAGUUCUUCAUUCUCUAGUAUGGUGUUUCUAUAUCUUUCAGAGUGCGGAAGUUGCUUGUCAUUGCCAUCCCUUGGACAAUUGCCCUCCCUCAGAGAACUCUAUAUAGCAAAGAUGACAAGCCUACAGAAGGUGGGUCCUGAAUUCUAUGGGAAUGCAGUUGAGCCAUUCAGAUCAUUGAAGAUCAUGAAGUUUGAGGACAUGCCCAACUGGAAAAAGUGGUCAACCAUUGAACUUGAACAAAGUGGGGGGUUCCCUUCACUCCAAGAGCUUUACAUACAGAGAUGUCCUAAACUGACCAGAAAGUUACCUCAUCAACUUCCUUCAUUGGAUAAAUUAGUGAUCACUGCAUGUCAAGCUCUCACAGAUUCAAUGCCAUGGGUUCCAAGAUUGAGAGAAUUAGAGCUAACUGGUUGCGAUGCAUUGGUAUCAUUAUCUGAGCAAAUGAUGCAGGGAAACACAUGUCUUCAAAUCAUGGCCAUAAACAAUUGCUCAUCUCUAGUCACCAUCCCUAGGGAUGGCCUACCAAGUACACUAAGAUCACUUGAAAUCUAUGAGUGCAGGAAUUUACAACUAGUCCAUCCUAAGAGUUUGAUGCAGGAGUCUCACUACUAUCAUUCCCUUGAGAGAUUACACUUAAAAAGUUGCUGUGAUUCUCUCAUCUCCUUUCCAUUAUCACUCUUCACCAAGCUUGAAGAACUUCAUGUACAAGACUGUAGCAAUCUCCAGUUGAUUUCAUCUGCUCCAAACAGUCUCCCAUAUCUUCGAAAGUUGAAACUGAAGGAAUGCUCCAAACUGGCUUGGUUCCCUGAAGGAGGGUUGCCUGCAAUGACAUCACUGACUUCUCUUCAUAUCAGUGGACUUCCCAGUCUCACUUCACUAGAGCACACUGGAAUUCAGUACAUUGCCUCUCUCAAAAUUCUGAAGAUUAAAGCUUGUGAUAACCUUGCAUCCCUACCUUUACACAGAUUAGUUACCUCCCUUUCUCAUCUUACCAUCAGAGCAUGCCCAUUGUUAACGUUGCUGUGUGGAAGGUACACAGGGGAAUACUGGGAUAUGGUUUCUCGUAUACCCUCUAGAGUUAUUGAAGAUUAG
Gastrolobium bilobum is the source of this 2103-nucleotide messenger RNA. RefSeq names its product putative disease resistance RPP13-like protein 1. NCBI's taxonomy places the organism in Eukaryota, Viridiplantae, Streptophyta, Magnoliopsida, Fabales, Fabaceae. The coding region runs from base 1 to 2103 and encodes 700 amino acids. The record is from RefSeq and is a predicted model, not a curated record. The transcript has 3 exons.